AUGGAUAUACUUUUUCAGAAGCGAGACAAUGAUCCCUCGCAGCGAAAUGGAUGCAGGAGAGCGUUUCAGCCAUCGCCGUCGUCUGCUGCAUCCAAUACUCCUUCCAGAACCAACUCUCCUUCUCCACCUGCUCCAAAACCACCACCUUCUAACGCAGCAGACUUUUCUCGGCGAUGUCUCGAUCGCAUGAACUAUUAUCGACGUUUGCACAAACGUCCCGACCUAAUUAUGACUGACACGCUCAUCGCCAGUGCUCAAGACUGGGCUAGUAAUUGUGAAUGGAGACACAACUUUGGUGGUCAAAAUCUCUAUUCUGGCAAAGAUCCCAGUUGUAUUGGUGCCGUGGAUAUGUGGUAUGAUGAGAUCAAGCUGCUGAGAACCAAUCCCGUCUACGUUUCAAGCGUCUUCACAUUUGCCGGCCAUUUUACUCAAAUAGUAUCCCCCAAUUCUAUCUACGCUGGCUGUGCAGUUGGAUGCAAGACUGUUUGCAACUUUUCUCCUCCUGGAAAUAUAGUUGGAUCAUGGAUGUCAUACUAA
Batrachochytrium dendrobatidis JAM81 is the source of this 537-nucleotide messenger RNA. RefSeq lists its product as uncharacterized. The coding region runs from base 1 to 537 and encodes 178 amino acids. NCBI's taxonomy places the organism in Eukaryota, Fungi, Chytridiomycota, Chytridiomycetes, Rhizophydiales. The transcript has 2 exons. The record is from RefSeq and is a predicted model, not a curated record.